GUGAGAGCUGAUGAUGAUGACAACAGUUUGAGCUUCAUUCUUGUAGGAACUUCUGCAAUCAAAUUAGCCCAAUUUACAGACAGCAGCACUGUUAAAAUAAAACUUCACACAAUUUAUCAUCCAGCAGACGGUGUCUUCUGAUCAAAUGCGGUACACCUUUAAGUCGGAUGACUGUAUGGUCAUCACCAUUCCUCUGGGCAGCAUCAAGAAUGUGAGAGACGGGCAGCUGAUGCCCGAGACAUUCACCUGCGUCUUCAAAGAUGCAUACAAGGUGUUUCUCAAAGGACGGCCGAAGGAACUCGGGGCAGCACAAAUCAGCAUUGGAAUAUUUGUUAUUUGUGUCGGCGCUCUUAUAGUUUCUGAAUACGGUCCAUCUCAUUUUACGUACACCUUACCCAGCGCACUGUUUAUUGCAAGUGGCAUUCUAACAUUCGCAGCUGGAAGUUCUCCAUUUAUGCCCGUGGUAAAGCUGUCCUUCAUAUUCAACAUUAUCUCACUUUUCUGGGCCAUUGCCGCUCUAGUUAUGUGCCCGUUAAUGGCUGAUACAUCUGAUAAACACUUGCACCAAAACUCACCAGGCAGCAAGAAUCCCAUGUUUGUUGGAUUGAAGGCAGUGGUCAGUAUAUUGUGUGGUUUUGAGUUGAUUCUCGCACUUGUCCUUAUCUUCUGGGAAAGUAAAGCCGUUUGCAGACCUCACUUCAAUACUCUGCCCUUGAUCACUAUUAAGCAAGAUGUUUGACUGGACCGAUUGGUUGGUGAGGUCGCUACAUCUUGGGAAGAUACAAUAAAUGACCCAGUCACAUAUAUUAUUGUUUGUUUAAUUCUAUUUUUGUCCUGUUGCUCAACUGGUAUAGCAUUGUGCUUGCAAUGCCAAAGUCAUGGGUUCAGUUCCCAGGAAUGCAUGUAUAAUAAAAUGUAUAGUUUAAAUGCACUGUAAGUUGCUUUAGAUAGAAAUGGCAAACGCAUAUAUGUAAAUGAAAUCCAUUAUAAGCUUGAUUCAUUCUGUAGUAUGUGCUCACAUUAAAAUACUACCAUUAUAUCUCUUAU
This is a messenger RNA of Myxocyprinus asiaticus (Chinese sucker), 1047 nucleotides long. Its product is annotated as membrane-spanning 4-domains subfamily A member 4A-like. Bases 146 to 739 code for a protein of 197 amino acids. The transcript has 8 exons. Gene Ontology annotation, cellular component: membrane. NCBI's taxonomy places the organism in Eukaryota, Metazoa, Chordata, Actinopteri, Cypriniformes, Catostomidae. The record is from RefSeq and is a predicted model, not a curated record.